Molecule: messenger RNA, 1714 nt
Organism: Conger conger (European conger)
Lineage: Eukaryota; Metazoa; Chordata; Actinopteri; Anguilliformes; Congridae
Product: cytochrome P450 2K1-like
Exons: 9
Coding region: 66-1550 (494 amino acids)
Biological process (GO): xenobiotic metabolic process
Cellular component (GO): cytoplasm; intracellular membrane-bounded organelle
Molecular function (GO): oxidoreductase activity, acting on paired donors, with incorporation or reduction of molecular oxygen, reduced flavin or flavoprotein as one donor, and incorporation of one atom of oxygen; heme binding; iron ion binding
Source: RefSeq, a predicted model, not a curated record
GCAGAAGCAGAAGCAGAAGCAGAAGCAGAAGCGUCAAUAGUCAAUAGUCAAUAGUCAAGGUCCUCAUGGCAGACACCUUCUCCAUCUUCUUCUUCCUCCUGUGCGCCGCAGUGCUCUCCUUUAUCCUCUUUUUCAAAUCUUCAAAAAAAAGGUGCAGCCCCUAUAAGUUCCCCCCUGGACCCAAACCUUGGCCCCUCAUCGGCAAUCUCAACAUCCUCAACAUGAAAUUCCCUCAGAGAACCAUGUGCAAGCUAGCAGAGCAGUAUGGACCAGUGUUCACCUUCCAUAUGGCCAGGAAGAAGUACAUCGUUCUAACUGGAUAUGAUGCUGUGAAGGAGGCUCUGGUGACCCAGGCAAAUGACUUUGGGGAGAGGGGCUUGACUUCAGUGUUUCAUAAAUCCAAAGGCAAGGGCAUUAUGUUUGGGGUGGGCGAGUCCUGGAAGACCAUGCGCCGCUUCACGCUGUCCACUCUGCGGGACUUUGGCAUGGGCCGCAGUACUAUUGAGGACCGCAUCAUAGACGAGGCACAGCAGACGCUGGACAUCUUUGCACAAUACAAAGGCAGGCCUUUCAACCCCACAAUACAUGUGAACUCUGCUGCUUCCAACAUUAUCUGUGUGCUGGUGUUUGGUCAACGCUUUCAGUAUGAUGACCCACACUUCCUUCGUCUGCAGCAGCUGGUCAGUGAGAGUUCUCGACUGAUUGUCAGCCCUAUGGUGCAGUUAUACAAUGCAUUCCCUAUACCAUUCUUGAUGGGUGAUAUUAAAAAGAUUGCCACCAAUGCCAAUGAGGCAUGGUCUUACUACAGGAAAGUGUACCAGCAGCACAAAGCAGAACAUGACUGUAAUGAUGUGAGGAGCUUCAUCGACUCCUUCAUCAUCAGGCAAAAUGAGGAACACAACAACCCCAACACUUACUUUGAUGAGGAGAAUAUGGAGCGGUGUGUAUCGAACCUGUUUGCUGCAGGAACAGAGACCACAUCCACUACCCUUCGCUGGGGUCUCCUGUUCAUGAUGAAGUACCCCCAUAUUCAGGAGAAGGUGCAGGCUGAGAUAGAAAAUGUGGUCGGCAGAGAGCGCCCCCCACGAGCAGACGACCGCAAGCGCAUGCCAUACACAGACGCGGUGGUGCAUGAGAUCCAGCGCUUUGGGGACCUACUUCCAAAUAACCUGCUCCAUGAGACCAAAGUGGACACCACCUUCAGGGGCUACCACAUCCCAAAGGGCACCCCAGUCAUCCCCCUGCUGUCCUCUGUGCUGUAUGACAAGACCCAGUGGCAGACGCCACACAAAUUCAACCCCGGGCACUUCCUGGACGCAGAGGGCCGGUUUGUUAAGAGAGACGCUUUCAUGCCCUUCUCUGCUGGUCAGAGAAAAUGCAUUGGGGAGACCCUGGCUAAGAUGGAGCUUUUCCUGUUCUUCACCAGCUUCUUACAGAGAUUCAAAUUCCAACCCCCCCCAGGAGUCCAGCCUCAGGAUCUGGACCUCUCACCAUGCCCUGGGGUCACCAGCUCACCCACACCCUAUGAGCUCUGUGCCAUCAGCCACUGACAUGCGUCAAUGCCUUGGAACAGAAAGACAAGUGGCAGACUAAUGUGAAACCUUGCUUACUGUCACAUGGUCGCCUUAUUAAAGUAGCUGUAGUAAUUUUGUACAUCAAUGUGAAUUUUCAUAUUUGUGUUUAUUUAAAAAUAAAAAAACUUGCAUUUUCUUUA